AUGCCCUCACCUACCAAUUCAUUCCCGCAAUUCUCCAGCUUCCCCCCCGAACUCCGCCUCAAAAUCUGGUCGAUAGCCUUAGCCCUCACACCCGCGCGUACGCUGCCCUUCUCGCUGUUGAAAUCCGACCUCGAUUACCUCCGUCUCCGCCGCAAGGCAUGCCACAAUUACCCUCACAUCUUCUGCUCACGGAUGCCCGUCCCGUCGCUGCUACACUGCUGUCGAGAAUCCCGUCAUACGGCGUUGCAGAACUACGCUGUAGGGUUCGAGAUAUUCCGUAUACUGUCGUUGGGGAGGGGCGAUACGGAUGUUGAGACGUAUACGACGUGUUCGCACGAGGUCGCGCUGGAUGAGCUGCACCGCGGCGUGUAUUGGGAUAAGACGAAGGAUGUGGUGUUGCUGGAUGAUAAGGGCCGAUUGGAUGAGCGAGGCAGUGCAUAUGUGUGGGGUGGGCGGACGGGCGUACGGUUUGGCAGGAUGAAGAGGGUCGCGAUGACUUGGGAGGCUGUGAUGAGUGCUGGAUUUGGAUCCAUGUUGCAGUGGGAGAGUCUGGAGGUGAUGUACGUGGUGUAUGAUGACGCCGAGGCUGGGUUUGCAUCGGAGGCGCCUAGAAUGGGCACUAUAUAUGCGAAUGAGACUAGGGCGCCCGAGGUUGUGGCGAGGCUGUUGAGGGGUGGGAAGAUUAUGAAUAGUGAGAGUGGCCCUGUGGAUCUUAAAUUUUAUAUGGGGUCCUUGAAGCAGUUUAGGAAAUAUAUUGCAGAGGGUGCGCCCUGA
Messenger RNA from Venustampulla echinocandica, 774 nucleotides. RefSeq lists its product as uncharacterized. Bases 1 to 774 code for a protein of 257 amino acids. The transcript has a single exon. NCBI's taxonomy places the organism in Eukaryota, Fungi, Ascomycota, Leotiomycetes, Helotiales, Pleuroascaceae. The record is from RefSeq and is a predicted model, not a curated record.